UGAGUAUCUGUUAGGUGGACUGAUUUUCCACCCCUGGACAUCAGUGGAUCAGGUGGCGCUGCCUGAAACAUUUAAAUGCUCCAAUGCUGAGGACAAAACAACUGGUCUCCAUGUGAAGCUCUCCCAUGAUGCAACAUGUGCCUCCAGCACCAGCAUUGACAAUGAUGGCCACACAGAGUGUCCCUCCUCCGUCUUAUCAAGAAAGCCAACAGAUGACAGGCACAGCGCAGCAAAACUCCAAGGCCCAGCAGGUCCACGUCACUGCAUCAUCAGCCCCCGGGGGCGCCCCGCUUAGUGUGACCCUUGACCCUCAGGCCCAGCUUGAGUCGGACAAAAGAGCGGUUUACAGGCACCCAUUGUUCCCACUGCUGGCUCUGCUGUUUGAGAAGUGUGAGCAGGCCACACAGGGCUCCGAGUGCAUCACCUCAGCCAGCUUCGAUGUCGACAUUGAAAACUUUGUGCACCAACAGGAGCAGGAGCGCAAGCCUUUCUUCAGCGAGGACCCUGAACUCGACAACCUGAUGGUGAAAGCGAUCCAGGUGUUGAGGAUCCACCUGCUGGAGCUGGAGAAGGUGAACGAGCUCUGUAAGGACUUCUGCAAUCGCUACAUCACCUGCCUCAAGACUAAAAUGCACAGUGACAAUCUGCUACGCAACGACCUGGGAGGCCCAUAUUCCCCCUCGCCCACCAGUCUUCAGCAGGAUCUGCUGCAGAAUUCGUCCCCGUCACUCUCCUCUGUGUCCAGCUCGGUUAACUCUUCAGGCAUCGGGGCCGGCUCUCUGCCUCAGAGCAAUGUCACCAUGACCUCCAUCAACUCACAGGUGGUGUCAGGUGGGACAAUGUAUCAGCCGGUUACCAUGGUGACCUCCCAAGGGCAGCUGUUAACGCAGACUUUACCACAGGGGACCAUCCAGAUCCAGAACACACAGGUAAACUUGGACCUUUCAUCCCUUUUGGACAGCGACGACAAGAAGUCGAAGAACAAAAGGGGCGUCCUUCCAAAACACGCCACCAACAUCAUGCGCUCCUGGCUGUUCCAGCACCUCAUGCAUCCAUAUCCCACAGAAGAUGAGAAAAGACAGAUUGCUACACAAACAAACCUUACCUUAUUACAAGUGAACAACUGGUUCAUAAAUGCUCGUAGGCGUAUCCUGCAGCCCAUGCUUGAUGCCAGUAAUCCUGAUCCUGCCCCUAAAACCAAGAAGAUGAAGUCACAGCACAGACCAACACAGCGUUUCUGGCCCGACUCCAUCGUGGCAGGAGUGUUGCAGGGCCAUGGACCUCUCAGUGGCACCAACUCAGAUGGCUCGCUGGGCAUGGACGGCCUACAGCCGCUCUCCUCUGACUCGGCCACGCUGGCAAUGCAGCAGGCUAUGCUGGCAGGAGCCGACGACUCCAUGGACGGAACGGAGGACGAAGACGAGGAGGAAGAAGAGGACGAAGGAAUGGAGGAGGAAGAGGAAGAAGAUGAAGAGGAAGAAACUGAUGAAGGGAGGCAUCUAUCCAGCAGGAGAGACCUGCACCUCGAUCACGAUGGGGCUCUCGAGAUGUCAAUUGCUAACACGGCUGCGCAGGCCAUCCUGUCUGAUGCCCUGCUUCGAGAUGGUGACAAAGACAGCCGUCUUCGCAACCUAGAGCUGGAGCUGCCUUUAGACAAAGUCAUCAAGUUUGUGUCAGUAGGACUUCCUGUACUGCUGGUGUCAUUAGCAUUUGCUCGGGAGGUCUCAGUUGGCCCACAGAUUAGCUGUUUUCCUCCCAGCAACUUCACAUCAAAGCAGGCUGCGUAUGUAGAUACCUACUGCUGGGACUCCCUGAUGCAUUAUGAGAUCGACACAGAUGGGAACUUUGAAGAGCGCUCACUGUGGGUACAUAAGAUGUUCCCUUACUCCCUGAUGAUCAUGGCGAUGAUGAUGUACCUUCCCGCUCUAAUCUGGCGCUUUCUGGCCAUGCCGACCCUUGGCUCGGACCUGCUCUUUAUCAUCGACGAGCUGGACAAGUCUUACAAUCGUUCGGUACGUUUGGCUCAGAGCAUCCUGGAGCUUAAACAGAACUCAGACAACCUGCAGACGUUUCAGACAGAGCUGCAAAGAGCCAAGAGGAAGCGUUACUUUGAGUACCCCCUGCUGGAGAGAUACAUGCAAUGCAAGCACAGCGCCUACUUCCUGAUCAGCAUGCUGUUCCUGCGUGGCUUCCUCCUGCUUACCUUCAUGACGGCCGCCUGUCUCUAUCUGGUCUACUUUCACCUGUCGGCUUUUUUGCAGGACGAGUUCAGCUGCUUCGUGCGCACCGGACUCCUCCGAGACCAGACCUGGGUGCCCGAGCUGGUUCAGUGCAAGAUCAGUGGCCUGCUCGUGUUCCAGGUCAUUAGCAUAGCUAACGGAGCAGUUUAUGUAUUGCUGGGUCCUAUCGUCCUCUUUAGCAUUCUGCGCCUCUUCUGCUGGGAUACCGGCUUCCUCUCACUGUACGAGGUGCUGCCUGCCCUGGGUCUUAUUAGCGGGAAGAAACUAGGCUGCCCGCUGAAUGACCUGAAUGUGCUUCUCCUCUUCCUGAGGGCUAACGUGGCCCAGUUGCAGUCCUACAGUCGACUCAGGGCCCUGUGUUCACUAGCGCCACCUGAAGUGCAGAGGGGUAAAACCAUGCUGACCGAGGAGCAGGUCGAGGAGGCUGCCGAGGCUGCUGAAGAGUUAGAGGAGGAGAUGAGGGAGGCCAGAGAGGAGGGCAAACACAACCUUGUGGACAUCAUGACUGUACUUGGGGCAACCAGGGGAAACAUCAAGAACUGCCCUGAACAGCGACCUCUGGUGGAGGAGAACAUGACAUGUGAACGUAACCACCAGGGCUACCAUGAGCUGGAGGAGACUACCUCAUGUUUUUGCUAAACCUCCACAAAUGGACUGAACCGUCGGUAUGAGGGGCUUGAAAAAGGGGAAGCAUCAACUUGAUUAAAAAACACCUUAUUUGAUACAGUAUUUUUAAAUUCAGCAAUCUGUUUCUGUGAUUUAGAAUACUUUGAAUCAUAAUGACUAAAAUACCCCAGAAAUAUCCAGUUAAGCCCUCCGAAAGCCUCCAUUAGAAUUUACUGCUUGAAUAUGUUUGAACUGAUUGUUUAUACU
Trichomycterus rosablanca is the source of this 3113-nucleotide messenger RNA. It is a transcript of the gene pknox2, whose product is annotated as pbx/knotted 1 homeobox 2. Bases 126 to 2879 code for a protein of 917 amino acids. Gene Ontology annotation, biological process: regulation of DNA-templated transcription; cell-cell signaling; positive regulation of interleukin-1 production. Gene Ontology annotation, cellular component: plasma membrane. Lineage: Eukaryota; Metazoa; Chordata; Actinopteri; Siluriformes; Trichomycteridae. The record is from RefSeq and is a predicted model, not a curated record. Gene Ontology annotation, molecular function: DNA binding; wide pore channel activity. The transcript is spliced from 17 exons.